UUUAAGUGCACAUAAAUUACCAAUGGAACCAAUAUAAACACCAAGUCGCAACAAAAAAGCAAUAAUACAUGUAUAAGAUUAUAAAACUUUGAACUUUAUUUACUUCAAUGGAACAAUAAAAAGGCACAGCCAUAUGUGAAUACAUUCAACACCAACAACAAUAAAAUUUACAAUAAUAAGAUGUCGCUUACUGUGAAAAUUAUACAAUUUCAAUUGCCCAAGGCAAAAUCAAGUCUCAUUGGACGGGUAGAGUUUCGAGGAGUUUCUCACAUAACCUCGGAAUUGAGUGGUAGCACGAACAAUAUCGAUGUUAAUCAGUCCUUUAUUUGGCCUCUGGCACGACCCGCUAAUAACGAUGAACCACUCAUCGUGGAGCUGCGCACACAAACAACAAAAACCCUAUUGAAAACAGGACUUAGCCAUGCUUCGGGUGGACUUGUGGGUGGCACAAGUGGUACCAUAACCAGCAGUAGCAAAUGUGUUGGACAAUAUGUGGUAUUAAUGCAAGGUCUGAUACAAAGUGGUUAUAUACAUAUUGAGGACCAACUAGUUGAUUUGGCUACAAGUAAACCAAUACAGGCAAUUGUGGUAUUUGAAGCAAAGUAUGCGUCUCCUGACGACGCCGCUGGCAAUUUUGAGCCGACAAAUUUGGUGCGUUCUAUACAGGAACAACAGAAUAUUAGCUGCAGCAGCCACAGCUUGGAUGAUGAUCAACAGAUGCUACUUGACAUCGAACAGAACAUAGCGAACCUGGAGCGCAGUCUGAAUAGAGAAUCCGGUGGCAAUGUGGCCACUGGGAGUAGUGGCGCUAGUGGUAACGAUACUUUUGUAUCCCAAAAGAAGCGCCACUUACUAAGACGUGUCAUGUCGGCCGCACAAUCUGGCGCUUCAACAUCAAGUCGCCAAAGAACAGAAUUAAAAUUUGACAAAUUUGGCAAAUCGCCAACAGCGGCCGCAUCAACAAGUGCUAACGCAAUGGCGGUUGAUACAAAUAUUGCUGGUAUUGCCAGUAGCAACGGAAGUCCACUGCCCAAGGAAAAGAAAAUGUCUUUACGCACAGUAAGAAAUAUAAUGCGCUUAGGACGGAGUAGGCAACAAACACAGUCACGCGAUAGUAGCACCGAGGAUGAGGGCAGAUCUCCAUUAAUAUUCGAAACUGACGGCACACUGGCAACGACAACUGCCACUGAAGGUGAAACUGAUGAUGCCCAACAACAACGUCAACUAUUAAGUGGUACACCUGGUGCAGUUGACAGUGAACAAUCGAAUCAAUCAAGUGAUAUGGAAGAGUUGCAACAUUUCGAUCAAGGCAAAAUGAUUAAGGCAAUGACACGCACAGCGGACCAUUUGAAAUCUCAAGAUUUUCAAGUAUGCAUCACAAUAAUUGAAGCACGACAAUUACCAGGCUUAAAUAUGGAUCCUGUAGUUUGCAUACAAGUCGGAGAUCAAAAAAAAUACACAAGUGUGAAGGAGAGCACAAAUUGUCCUUACUAUAAUGAGUAUUUUGUUUUUGAUUUCCAUAUGCCACCAGUCAUGUUAUUCGAUAAAAUUAUAACGUUGUCGGUCAUACAAUCAAGGAAGUUUCUACGUUCUGGUACGCUUGUGGGUUCAUUUAAAAUAGACUUAUCAACCGUCUAUGAUGCGCCUGAUCAUCAAUUCUAUCAUAAAUGGGCGUUACUCUCUGAUCCUGAUGAUUUCUAUAGUGGGCCUAAAGGUUAUUUAAAAUGUGAUAUUGGAAUUAUUGGAAAAGGUGAUACCGUAAAGGUGCCUCAAAAAUCUGAAAAAGAUCCCGAUGACAUCGAAGCUAAUCUACUGCUACCAGAUGGUGUGCCUAUAGAACGUCAACGUGCUAAAUUUAUAGUUAAAAUAUAUCGAGCUGAUGGUUUACCCCGUAUGAACUCAUCUUUAAUGGCUAAUGUGAAAAAGGCAUUCACAGGUGAAUCAAAGGACUUAGUAAGUCCUUAUGUGCAAGUUUCCUUUGCAGGAUUAAUGGGUAAAACCACUGUAAAGAGGAAUGCAUAUGCACCUAUUUGGAAUGAGCAACUUGUAUUUACUGAAAUGUUUCCACCUUUAUGUCAAAGAAUUAAGAUACAACUGCGUGACGCCGAUCCUAUGAAACCCUCAAUAAUUGGUACUCAUUACAUUGAUCUAAAACAAAUAUCCAAUGAUGGAGAGAAAGGUUUUUUACCAACAUUUGGUCCCUCAUUUAUACAUCUUUAUGGUUCUACACGUGACUAUACAUUGCUGGAUCAACAUUCAAAUCUUAAUACUGGUCUUGGUGAAGGAGUAAGUUAUCGUGCAAGACUACUAAUAGCAAUACGUACAGAAAUAACUGAUAAUAUUGAAAUAAGCACGGAGAAAAAUGUUGAACUCGAACCAACUUAUCCCAUAUCAGAGUCUUCCUAUUCAAGAAAUGAAGAAUUUUUUUUAUUCGGUUCAAUUAUUGAAGCCUCAAUGUUGGACAAAAAAAUUAGUGAUAAAACUGUAUUCUUCGAGCUUAGUAUGGGAAAUGCUGGGAACUCCUUGGAUGGACACAAUGAGAGCUUUUCAACAGCAACCGACGAUGGUGAAGAUGUGUGCGUCCUGGAGACUGUCGAUACAACUUCUUUUAGUAGCACUACAAGUGCUUGCAAGCCGAUAAGUCACGAUAAAUCCCAUUAUUAUUUACCUUAUUGGGAUUAUAAACCAUGCAUGGAUGUAAGGUGUACACUACCUGAUUUAAGACGUAGAAUGUACAAUAGCAAUAUGCUAUCUAAAAUGACAGAGAAAUUGGAGGAUGGUUUACAAGAAACAAAACAUUACAUCGAAGAUGAGGACCCUAAAGCAGAAGUACGUUUGCGUACAACGUUGGAAGAGUUAGCAGCCACUUGCGUCCGUUAUCAAACUAUUACCAAGACAAAUGCUUUAGGUGCUGGUAGUGGUAAGACAAAAUUGGAUAAGGAACGCCAAAAACUAUGUCAGCGUGAAAUUGAAAGUUUGGGAAACUUAGCACGUAACUUACGCGCUUUGGUAACAAGAAAUUCCUUAAAGGAACGUUUCAAAACAGCACAAAGCUACCUACAGAAACUUAAGUUUUUAAUUGAUGAUCCACAACAUUCGCUGCCCGACAUUUUUCUUUGGUUAAUAGCGAAUGGAAAACGUUAUGCCUACCACCGCAUGUCAGCGAGAGAGUUGGUCUACUCCACAACCGAAGAAGAAUCUGGAGUUCAUUGCGGCCAAAUACAGACUAUAUUUCUGAGAUUGCCCGGCAGACAGUCCACAGGUCCCGCAAGUUGGUUUAUACAAGCUAAACUAUCGAUAUAUCUAUGGCUGGGUGUAGUUACCCAUAAAGGACAUUUCUUUGAUGGUCUACCAAUUGGUUAUGAUUUAUCGCACGAGCUUAGAAAUGCAGAGCGUCCUGGUGCAAUGGCGCCAAAUAAUAUACAUUAUCUGGAAAAAUAUACUUUUCAAUUACGCGCCUAUAUAUAUCAAGCCCGUUCCCUCAUUGGUUCAGAUGCUUCAGGAUUGAGUGAUCCAUAUGCUACAGUUUAUAUUACUGAGUUUGCGAAAACGACACAAGUUAUAGAAGAAACACUGAGCCCCACAUGGGAUGAACUAUUAGUUUUUGAUGAAAUUCUAGUUUAUGGCUCGAAGGAUGAUAUUAAAAAAGAUCCACCUACAAUAAUAAUUGAAAUCUAUGAUCAAGAUAAAGUAGGUAAAUCUGAGUUUAUUGGUCGAGCAAUAGCCAAACCACGUGUGAAAUUGCGUGAAAAUGCUUAUGUCACACCAUCACUGGAAUGGUUUGACAUAGUGCGUGGUCCAGACAAUGCUGGAGAGUUGCUAGCCGCAUUUGAAAUGCUUGAAAUUGGUUCGAGUGAUAUGCCACGUUUAACGGAACCAAAAUCUUUACAAACAGAAGUUAAAAAGGAUCGUAACGCUCCACCAACUCCUGGAGCUAUUUUUCCUGUACCGAAAGAAGUACGCCCACAUUUAGCUAAAUUUAAACUCGAGGUACUCUUUUGGGGAUUAAGAGAUCUUAAACGUAUACACUUUAUGUCUGUCGAUAAACCACGCAUUGAUGUUGAAUGUUCCGGUAAAAUUCUUAGUUCCAACAUAAUACAAAAUACAAAAAAGAAUCCGAAUUUUCCAAAUAUGCUUAAAUCAAUUGAGUUGGAACUACCUUUGGAAGAGACAUAUGCACCACCGAUUACAAUAAGAUGUGUUGAUUGUCGCUCAUUUGGGCGGUACACAUUGGUUGGCACACAUCAAAUAACUUCAAUUCAUCGCUACAUGUAUAAACCACCGCCUAAGGAAGACAUCACUAAAUACAAAACCAUUGGAGGUCAAAUAAUACUGUCAGCACCUUUAACUGAAGAAGGCUUAAGUAACUUAGUUGAUAGCUUUGGUAUGCAGUCAAUGCUUGCAGGUAAUAUGCAACAUCCUAAUGUAAAAAACUAUUAUGGUGGACGUCGUUCAUCAUGCGACCAAUUUACAAUGUAUGGCGCAGCUUGCGUCACAAAAAUGGUUAAGAAACAGACACCGAAGAAGAAAUCUCCACUUAUGGGUCAUCAUAAAGACGAUAAUAUAAUUAAAGAUCAAGAUGCAGAUGAUGAACUCAGUCGCGAUUGGUGGACAAAAUAUUUUUGGUCUUAUGAACGUCUCAUCGAUGCUACAAAAGCAGAAAAAACUUCUGUAGCUGACAGAUUUCUCAUGGCGCCACAAAACGUUGUUGGUAAUACUAAAUCCGGUAUCAGGGGAAAUAAGUUUGUACAAAAAUUAAGUCCAAAAAGUAUGGCAGGACUAACACGUGGUAAAACUGACCCACAAAGUACACAAAUUUCACCACAUCAACAGUUAUUAAAAAAUGCUAUGAAUUCAACUGCGCUAUGCCAGAUUUAUCCUAAUGAGCUAGAAGCACAGCAGGAUUUCAAUUACUUCCGUGAGUGGUUACAUUCCUUUGCACUUUAUCGAGGCAAAAAAACUGGUGAUUCUACCGAAGAUGAUAAUCGCACUGUUGGUUUUUUCAAAGGUGCUAUUAAAGUGUAUAAACUACCACCACCGAAGGGUACAGAGUUGCCCAUACCAAACUUACCCGCCAAUGAUCCAAUACAUGUAUUGGUGCGCGUUUACAUUAUUAAGGGAACUGAUUUGCAUCCCAUGGAUUUGAAUGGUAAAGCCGAUCCUUAUGUAGUAUUACAUUUGGGCAACAAACGCAUAUCUGACAAAGAUAAUUACGUUAGUAAGCAAUUAAAUCCAAUAUUUGGAAAAUGCUUUGAAGUAGAAGCCACAUUUCCGCAAGAUUCAAUGUUGACAAUGCAAAUAUUCGAUUGGGAUUUAGUUGGUUCAGAUGAUUUGAUUGGAGAAACGCGUAUUGAUUUGGAAAAUCGUUUUUAUAGCAAACAUCGAGCGACUUGUGGUUUAUCUUUGCGCUAUGAAGACGGUGGUUAUAACCAAUGGAGAGAUCCACUUAAGCCUACGCAGAUACUUUCGAAAAUAUGUAAAGAAAAUAAACUAGAUACCCCACAUUACUUUCAAGAUCGUGUAGCAAUUGGUAAGUAUUGUAUGACAUUUUCGGAUGAAGAAGUUAUAGCAUGGAAUGGUCCCACCACAUGUAAAAAUCGGGACGAACACUUAGCUCUAGCUGUCUUACAUCGCUGGGGUGAAAUUCCAAAAGUCGGCUGCAAGCUUGUACCAGAGCAUAUAGAAUCCCGUCCGUUAUACAAUCCUGACAAACCUGGUAUAGAACAAGGUAAAAUUGAAAUGUGGGUUGAUAUGUUUCCAAUGGAUAUGCCAUUACCUGGACCACCUGUGGAUAUAGCACCAAGAAAACCCAAAGCAUAUGAACUGCGUGUUGUCAUCUGGAAUACUGAUGAUGUGGUGCUAGAAGAUGAUGCCUUCUUUACUGGCGAGAAAAUGUCAGAUAUUUAUGUUAAAGGUUGGCUAAAAGGUCCUCAGGAUAUACAAUCCACAGAUAUACAUUAUCGCUCCCUAACCGGUGAGGGUAAUUUCAAUUGGCGAUUCAUUUUUCCAUUUGAGUACUUAGCAGCGGAAGAACGAAUUGUGCUAUCAAGACGUGAAUCAUUAUUUAGUUGGGAUGAAACGGAAGUAAAAAUUCCAGCACGUUUAGAAUUGCAAGUUUGGGAUGCAGAUCACUUUUCAGCAGAUGAUUUUCUAGGUGCCAUUUCCUUUAACUUAAACCGCUUUCCACGUGGUGCGAAAACAUCGAAGUUAUGCACUUUAGAUAUGCUGAAAACAGAUAAUGUACCCACAGUUAAUAUUUUCAAACAAAAACGUGUACGCGGUUGGUGGCCGUUCUAUAUCAAAAAGCAGAAUGAAGAAAUGGAAUUGACCGGUAAAGUUGAAGCUGAAUUUCACUUACUAACCAAAGAAGAAGCUGAACAAAAUCCAGCUGGUUAUGGACGAAAUGAGCCCGACCCUUUAGAGAAACCAAAUCGUCCAGAUGCUUCAUUUAUGUGGUUCCUAAAUCCUCUCAAGUCUAUAAGAUAUAUUGUUUGGCAUAACUAUAAAUGGGCUAUACUAAAAGCCCUUCUUCUUUGUGGUAUUGCUUUAUUCUUUAUACUUUUCGUGUAUUCAGUACCAGGAUAUUCUGUUAAGAAAAUUAUUGGAGCUUAGAUUUGUAAAAAAAUCUGAAAUCUGUGGAAUUGUAAAAUAAAUGAGUCAGACGUCAAACGGGAGAGUGUACCUGAUUUUCAAUAUAGAAUAAUCAUAUCGGAAUGAAACAUAUAUAUACACAUAUAUAGACAUAUAUACACUUUAGAUAGGUAAUAGUGACAAGAAGUUUUAUGGUAACGUUUCAGGGUAAAAAAAAUGAGAUUUAAUUGAUAUAAAACAAAUGUAACAAAAGUUCAAAUUUUGAGGUUAAGGUUAAGGACACACAGUUGGAACAAGACACAUAUACGUACAAAUAUAUACCUACGUACACUAAAGAAUUCCUACAAAAAUUGUAAAUAUUUAUGAAUGCAAAUCUAUUUUCAAGUAGAGCACAUCUAAUAUUUAUUAAAUUGUUUUUCUCAACAUAUAUUAUUGUUGUA
Teleopsis dalmanni is the source of this 7031-nucleotide messenger RNA. RefSeq names its product otoferlin-like. Gene Ontology annotation, biological process: plasma membrane organization. The coding region runs from base 181 to 6612 and encodes 2143 amino acids. Gene Ontology annotation, cellular component: membrane. The transcript is spliced from 26 exons. The record is from RefSeq and is a predicted model, not a curated record. Lineage: Eukaryota; Metazoa; Arthropoda; Insecta; Diptera; Diopsidae.